Molecule: messenger RNA, 1871 nt
Organism: Hydra vulgaris (swiftwater hydra)
Lineage: Eukaryota; Metazoa; Cnidaria; Hydrozoa; Anthoathecata; Hydridae
Source: RefSeq, a predicted model, not a curated record
AUGACUGGGCAAAAAGGUGUAAAUGAUGUUCCAUUCUUAUGUCAAUCUUUGCUUUCAUUUUGGUCUUUUGGGCUUGAAAACGAAGCGAGCCUCUUUGUCUUUAAAACUGAUUACAAGUUUAAUGACAAAUCAAACCAAUGUGAAGAUGUUAAUGAAUGUGCUGUGUCCAACAAAAACAAUUGUUCAAUUAUUGCAGGCUGUAACAAUUUAGUUGGUGGAUACAACUGCAUAUGUAAAAAUGGUUUUGAAACAAGGAAUGGUGUAAUAGAAUCCCUCACUGCUCCAUGUUUUGAUAUUAAUGAAUGUGCUGUAUCCAGCAAAAACAAUUGUUCAAUUAAUGCAACAUGUAAUAAUUUGGUUGGUGGAUACAACUGCGUAUGUAAAAAUGGUUUCAACACAAGUGAAAUGGAAUCCCUUGAUAUUAAUGAAUGCGCUGGGUCCAGCAAAAACAACUGUUCAAUUAAUGCAACCUGUAACAAUUUGGUUGGUGGAUACAACUGCGUAUGUAAAAAUGGCUACAGCACAAGUAAUGAUAAAAUGGAAUCCCUCGCUGAUCCAUGUUUUGAACAAGCAUCCAAACUUAAUACUGAUCUCAUUUAUCUGCCAGUUUGGUGCUUGCAGCGGCUAGUGAACUUUAAUCCAAAUAUAGAAAAAUAUUCUUGUGCCUGCUUACAAGACUUUUGCAAAAAACACUACAAAGAAAGUUUUUGCUCACUUGUGUCUCUAUCAUGUUUAAUUACAACCACUUACACAAACACAGCAAGCUCUAUAUAUCCUACAAAUAAGGUUACAUCAACAAUAGCAGAAACAAUAGAAGCUUCAACCACGAUUGAAUCUGAAACAACAAUAAACGAGGCCAAAACUACCUUAAUUGAUACAAUGACAUCAACAGCUGAAAAAACAGCAACAACAACUGAAGCUACAAUGUUAACGUUUGAGAUAACAACAGAAAAUGAGGUUUCAAUUUCAACAAAUAAAACUUCAAUAGCUGAGAUAACAACAACAACCAAUCCUCUAAGCACCAUAGCUAAAGCUACUACAACUUCUUUUAUUGAGGUAACACUAACAGAUAUUCCAACCACCACAACUAAAGCAAUGACAACGUUAGAUGAGACAAUAACAACAGAAGUUCUAGGCACCAAAACUAAUACAACAACAGCCUUUGAGACAUUAGCUAAAACUGAUUCUUCAACCACUACAAAUGAAGCUUCAACAACGGCAGCUGAGACAGAAACAUUAACCGAGGCUCAAACUAACUUAAUCAAUGCUAUAACAUCAGCAGCUGUAACAACAAAUGGUGCCUCAACUUUUACAAUUAUAGAUAAAAUGUCAACAGCUCAAAUAACAACAAUAACUAAAGCUUCAAUUUCAAUAACUGAGGCUGUUUCGUCAUCAGCUGAGAUAGUUACAACAACCGAUGCUCUAAGCAGCAUUGCUGAAGCUAAUACAACAACAUCAGAAAAUAAAGCUAUAAUUUUUAGUGAGGUAAUAAUAUCAGAAGCGUCAAACAUCGCAACUGAAGCUUCAGCAGAAACUUCCAAAACAUCAACUACAACUGAAUCUCUAACCAAUACAAUUGAUGCUUCAGUAGUAACAGCUGAGAUGGCAACUACAGAAACUGAAGUUACUACAGAAACAUUUGUGACAAAAAAAACGGAGACCCAAACUAACGGCAAUAACUGAAGCUUCAAUUUUGGAAACUAAAGUUAGCGUUAGCUUUAACCACAACUGAAAGUUUAACACUUUAAACACUUACUUCAUUACGAAAACUAUUUUGUGAUAGAAAUAUGCAAUCGAAAUAUAUAACGAUUCAAUCAUGAUUUUGUAACUUUGGAUUAGAUUUAGCUUUACUUACAAUAGCUUUAACUUGA